This is a messenger RNA of Sebastes umbrosus (honeycomb rockfish), 3092 nucleotides long. RefSeq names its product sodium- and chloride-dependent GABA transporter 2-like. Gene Ontology annotation, biological process: sodium ion transmembrane transport. The transcript is spliced from 15 exons. NCBI's taxonomy places the organism in Eukaryota, Metazoa, Chordata, Actinopteri, Perciformes, Sebastidae. Gene Ontology annotation, cellular component: membrane. The record is from RefSeq and is a predicted model, not a curated record. The coding region runs from base 240 to 2093 and encodes 617 amino acids.
GAGUGAGUGUGUGUGUGUGUGUUUGUGUGUGGGGUGUCUGAAUGGAUUUGGAUAAAGGAGGGGGGGGUGGUCUUCAGAGUGGGGCAACUCAGAGGGAAAAUCUCGCUGCGGGCUUCAUUUAAGUUUUCAGUUUCUCAGAUCUCCGCCCCUCCAUGAAUGUUAUAUAGUGAAACCUAAAACGCCAGCAGGCCCCUAUUUGGUGGCCCACUUUCUUCUUGAGGCUGUCAUAGUGCAUCAUUAUGAAAGGGGAGAUGGAGAGCUCGACCAAAGUGGAGCCCUCCAACGGGCACAGCAGGCCCCUGGACAUUGUGCCCAGUACAGAGGAGAAGAUGACAGAAAGGGGUCAGUGGGGCAACAAGAUCGAGUUUGUUCUGUCAGUGGCCGGAGAAAUCAUUGGCCUGGGGAAUGUCUGGCGUUUCCCCUACCUUUGCUAUAAGAAUGGAGGAGGGGCCUUCUUCAUCCCAUAUCUCAUCUUCCUGUUUGCUUGUGGGAUCCCCGUCUUCUUCCUGGAGACGUCUCUGGGUCAAUUCACCAGUGAGGGAGGCAUCACCUGCUGGAGGAAAAUCUGCCCGUUGUUUGAAGGAGUGGGUUAUGCCACCCAGGUGAUUGCUGCUCUGCUUAACAUCUACUACAUCGUCGUGUUGGCCUGGGCCCUCUUCUAUCUGUCCAACUCCUUCACCUGGGAUCUGCCCUGGGCCUCCUGCAACAACACCUGGAACACAGAUUCCUGUAUGGCAUUUCAGAGGGGGAAUAGCUCCAUCAAUCACCAUGAGAACACAACCUCUCCUGUCAUUGAGUUCUGGGAGCGAAGAGUGCUGAGAAUUUCCUCAGGUAUUGAUCACAUUGGCUCUCUGAAUGGGGACCUUGUUAUCUGUCUGGCCGUUGCGUGGGUCGUCUGCUACUUCUGCAUCUGGAAGGGAGUCAAGUCUACUGGCAAGGUGGUUUACUUCACAGCCACCUUCCCUUAUCUAAUGCUGGUGGUCCUGCUGAUCAGAGGGGUCACCUUGCCAGGAGCCUCCAUAGGAAUCCACUUCUACCUCUACCCCGACCUGGGACGGCUCUCUGACCCACAGGUAUGGAUGGAUGCUGGAACUCAAAUCUUCUUCUCCUAUGCCAUCUGCCUGGGUUGCCUUACUGCCCUGGGAAGCUACAACAAAUACAACAACAACUGCUACAGGGAUUGCCUGUCCCUCUGCUUCCUGAACAGUGGUACCAGUUUUAUUGCAGGUUUUGCCAUCUUCUCCAUCCUGGGCUUUAUGUCCUACGAGCAGAAUGUGCCCAUCUCAGAAGUGGCUGAAUCUGGUCCAGGUUUGGCCUUCAUUGCCUAUCCUCGUGCCGUGUCCAUGAUGCCUUUCUCCCCUCUGUGGGCCUGCUGCUUCUUCAUAAUGAUUGCCUUUCUGGGACUGGACAGUCAAUUUGUGUGUGUGGAGAGCCUGGUGACAGCCAUGGUGGACAUGUAUCCCUCCACCUUCAGGCGUAAAAACCGCAGGGAGCUCUUCAUCCUGGGUGUGGCUGUGGUGUCCUUCCUCCUGGGGCUCAUCAUGCUGACAGAGGGCGGCAUGUAUGUCUUCCAGCUCUUUGACUACUACGCAGCCAGUGGGAUGUGCCUGCUCUUCGUGGCUGUUUUUGAAACAGUUUGCAUUGCUUGGAUUUAUGGUGCCGAUCGUUUCUAUGACAACAUAGAGGACAUGAUUGGCUAUCGCCCCAGCUCUGUUAUGAAAUACUGCUGGCUUUACUUCACCCCUGCAACGUGCCUUGGAACCUUUGCUUUCGCCUUGAUCAAGUACUCACCUCUGAAGUACAACAAUGAAUACGUAUACCCAUGGUGGGGUGAUGGGAUAGGCUGGAUCCUGGCCCUGUCUUCCAUGCUGUGCAUCCCUGUCUGGGUAGCGGUGAAACUGUACAACACCCCUGGAACGCUGAGAGAGCGCCUGGUUCUCUUGACCACUCCUUCCACUGAGUUACCGAAGACAAAGCAGGAACAGGAGAGGCUGAUGGCCAUCUUCGCAGCAGACGGAGACAGCGUCCAUCAAAAAUCACCUCCCACUAAGGACGGCUACUUCCCCGUCGAUGAAAAGGAGUCGCAUUGCUAGAGACUUGACGGUUGGAAUCAGAGGCUUGUCGGGGUCAAAAGGUCACUCCUCAGCUUUGACACUUCUGUCUGGUCUAUUCCAACUCUCUACCGCAAUACCUCACCAGCGCAGACUUUAAGAGUCACCUGACCUGUAACUGCUGGUCUGCUGCUUUCCCUUUUGUACACUGCCUUCAGCAUCAGCAUUCCUACUGAAAGAGUUACAGUUGGUUACCAUCUCAUUUGCCAGUGGCAGAGUCACAUGUAUACACUUGAAAAUGUGUCCAUUGUUGUUGUAACACAGUGGCUAAGAAUUUACAUUUGAUCGUGUCUGCUUUCUGAGGAAGCAUUUUUUUUUCUGUUAUGGACAUCUCUAAUGUUCAGUUAGUUUGACAUGACUUUCCAGUUACUUUAUUGAUUCUACCAGCUAUCUGCUGCAGACGGAGCACAAGAGGUGUCACAUGAAUAAAAGUGUGUUUAAAUGCACUUCUGUUCUUCGAUCCAACGACGCUGACAGCUCUGUUUUUACUCUAUAGUAGAGAGUUAUGAUCUCAGGAUGUAAAAUUGUCUAAUAACCAAUGCAUGAGGAUGCAAGAAUUGGAUUUUAAAUGUAUAUUUUAGCUGAACUGACCAGAACUCAACUAAUUUAAGCUUUGCUGUUGUUGUUGUUGUUUCAGAUUAAUUUUAUAAUCUUCAUUUAUGUAAUAUGUUUUUAUUUCUUUUGCUGAACAUUGCAGAGUUACAUGAAUACUUUAUGUGACGUGAUUUGUUUUUUUCAAUCUUCUGAUUAUUGACAUCAUUUUUAAUUUAGUGUGUUUUGUCUUAUCUCUAAUGCACUGAAUUGUAUGGAAUUAAAAUGUAAAGUGCCUAUUGUGCCAUUUAGAUAAUAAUAUGAAGAGGGCAGGCUGGUUGAAGGAAUCUCUAUUGUCAUCUCUGUCAUUGGCACAUGAUCAUUGAUUGCUGAUGGGGAAUCAUUUUACAUAUAUAACUUUUAUAUGAAUAAAAAAUACUUUCAUUUGAA